AUGGAGUCAACCCCUCAAGGGGACACUUAUCCCCUUUUCCACACACAAUCUCAGAGCUGUGUGGCCAUGCCCCUCCAGUUCAUUGUGGUGAUUAGUCUUGCCCGUGCAUGGUGUUGCCCCGGCGUGUUGGAAUCCUCGGAGAGCAGCCGCUGGCCUUAUUCGCUGGCUGUGACCCCAUGGCCGAGCUGGUCACCAGGCCAGGGACAGGCGGGCGGGCUCGCCGGGGCUGAUGUCCAGAGAGGUAGCUGGGCGGGUUGUGAAGGGCACCCUUCCAGCCGCCCAGGCUACUUCAGGAAGGUCGGCAUGCACCAUUACCAUCUGAAGAGGAACCAGAGCUUCUGCCCAACUGUCAGCCUGGAUAAGCUGUGGACCCUGGUCAGCCUGGUCAGUGAGCAGACGCAGGUCAACGCCACCAAGAACACAGCCAGGGCCGCCCCCAUCAUCGACGUGGUGCGGUCAGGCUACUACAAAGUCCUGGGGAAGGGCAAGCUCAGGAAGCAGCCUGUCAUCGUGAAGGCCAAAUUCUUCACUAGAAGAGCUGAGGAGAAGAUCAAAGGUGUUGGCGGAGCCUGUGUUCUGGUGGCUUAAAACCAUGUGGGAAGGUUCAUUAAACACCAUGAAUGUGAAAGAAAAAAAAAGAAAGAAAGAAAGAAAAGAAAAGGAGAGAUACAGAGAGAUACUUGCAACACUUACUUCACCACUUGCAAAGCUUUUUCCCAGCUCAAAUUCAGGUCACGUGCAUUGUUAACAUGUGCACUCAACCAAGUGCACCACCAACGUCCCUCCCCCUUUCUGUCUUUCACCCCAGAUGUCCUGUUAGGCUUUAUUUCCUCUACCUCUACGAGUGCCUAGGCUUCAGUUGGAAUAUACAGCUACCUAAGCCACCUGAUUAAAGGAGAAGUCAGAAGGAGCAAGUUCCUUCUUUGGAAAUGCUCCUUCAGUGAUCCCAGAUGGAGUACCACAGAUAAACAGGGAUGUGAUGAUAAGAGGGAGAAGCAAGACCAGGAUAAUGGCUCACAGUUGAUCUAGUCAAUCUUUAUUUGAACCUCAUCAGCAAUUUAAAAUGAUGACAGAUCAUUAGAUCUCAAUAUUAAGAUGCUGAUUCAGGAGGUCUGAGGGAACACACAAGGGAGAUUUGUUUAUUUGUUCUAAUUCUCCAGGAUCUGUGAUGCUCAUCCAGGUUUGAGAACCACUGUGGCUUAUCUUACCACAGAUGCUAUGGUGACGGCUGUGAGAUUUCCUGGAAUGGGUGCUAACAGCCAGUGAUAGCUUCCCUUUCCUUUAUCUAGCCAGCUUUCUUCCAUGUCCUAUCCUAGAUCAAAUCCUGUGUUUAGUUCUAGAGAUAAAAUCAUAAAAAUAAAUCAAAGUCUAUGCCUGGAGGACUUUAUAACCUAGAAGAGAACACCAGAUUUCAGUGUAUGGUUGGGCCUGAGGUGCGCUAGAAAACUCUAGCCAGUGAAGGGAGGGGGUGCUCCCAUUACCCUCAUCAUGAAUUCAUAUGUCUACUGUGGCACUUUCCCAUCAGAUGACAAAAGGGGGUUUUGAAGGGAAAUUCACGCAGGGUUACUAUCCAGCCUGGCUGCAAUCUGGGUGAUAGCCAUUUCCACCGAUGGUUAUGGUAUAAUAUGGUGAGAGUAUGGUGGAUGCAUGGUAUUCCCACCGUGAACACAGAGCAGAAUCCCUGAACUCACAUGAGUAUCCAGAAGGCUUGCUUCCUUGAAGAAGGGAGUGAAUUUCUGAAAGACAGAAAGGACUGAACUGAGCAAUUAAGAGUCUAUAGGCUGCAGCAGGCAGAAAUAAUGACAAAGCAAAGGGAAAAGAAGGAACUGAUCUAGGUCACUGCACUUAACUCGAACAUUAUAAAGUGAAACUACUAAGAAAAAGGCUACGGGUGGUCCGGGAGGUGCAGUGGAUAAAGCACUUGACUCCCAAGCGUAAGGUCCUAAGUUCAAGCCGUGGCAGCACAUGUACCAGAGUGAUGUCUGGUUCUUUCUUUCUCUCUCUCUCUCUCUCUUCCUAUCUUUCUCAAAAAUAAAUAAAUAAAAUCUUAAAAAAAAAAAAAAAAAGGCCAUGGAUGAGGCUGGCAGAGGGAAGAAGGGCCUCAUACAUGCAGUGCUUAGGCCCUUAUACUUGAUUUAUUUUUAUUUUAUUUUAUUUUUUUGCCUCCAGGGUUAUUGCUGGGGCUCAGUGUCUGCACCAUGAAUCCACUGCUCCUGGAGGCCAUCCCCCCCUUUUGUAGCCCUUGCUGUUGUAGCCUUAUUGUGGUUAUUAUUGUUGUUGUUGAUGUCGUUCGUGGUUGGCUAGGACAGAGAGAAAUGGAGAGAGGAGGGGAAGACGGGGAGAGAAAGACAGACACCCGCAGACCUGCUUCACCGCCUGUGAAGUGACUCCCCUGCAGGUGGGGAGCUGGGGGCUGGAACCGGGAUCCUUAUGCCGGUCUUUGCGCUUUGCGCCACGUGCGCUUAACCUGCUGCGCUACCGACCAACCCCCUUAUUAUUUUUAUAUAUAUUUAUUUAUUUUUCCUUUUGUUGCCCUUGCUGUUUUUCAUUGUUGUUGUAGUAGUUAUUAUUGUUGUUAUUGAUGUCAUCGUUGUGAGAUAGGACAGAGAGAAAUGGAGAGAGGAAGGGAAGACAGGGAGAAAGAAAGACACUUGCAGACCUGCUUCACCGCCUGUGCAGGUGGGGAGCCUGAGGCUCCAACCAGGAUCCUUACGCUGGUACUUGCACUUUGUGCCAAGUGCUCUAAACCCGCUGGGCUACCACCAGACUCCCUUGAAUUUUUUUUUACAGUGUUGUGAGCCAUUAAUCACUUCCUGACAGUACCAUUAUAUGCAAAUAUAUAUAUGCACACACAGAGAUGAAAUUGCUCACAACCCAGUGAACUGAACAAGUAUGAGUAUUUUGGUGUUUUUCAUGCAUGUGUGUUUUCACCAUUGAUAGCUUUUCAAUGAAGAAAUAACAAAAUCAGAUAUUCCUUUCGGAAAGAUCACUUUAGCUCAGUGGUUCUCAACCAAGUGCAGCUGUUCCCCUGACAUUUGGUGGUGUCUGCAGGUGCUUCACACCUGAAGGGAGUGCAACUGGCAUCUACGGGGUAGAGACUAGAGGUAUUGCUGAGCGUCCUGUAGUGCGCAUUGCAGACCAUCUCGUAGAAGAAGUACCGUCAGUGCUGAGACUGAGAAACUAUUUUGGCUAUUGUAGAAAGAGUAGCCGUGAGAGACCUGGUAUGAGAGAGGAGAAUGCUUCACUCUGAUUUAGGGAGCCAGGCAGAUUAUAGUGAAGGAUACAGGAGGAUUAGCAAAAGUAAUGAAGAUAAUCAGGAACACAACUGAGCUGGAGAGAUAGUUCACUAAGUAGGGAGCAUGCCUAGUCAUGUGUGAGGCCCACUUUUGAACCCCGCCCGGCACCACAUGAGAGGUGUUAUUGCACUAGAGGAAGCUCUGGUGCAGUGAUGUCUCUCUUUUCCUCUGUCUCUUUCUCUAUCUAGAUAAAAGAGUGGCCAAAGUAGUGAAAUCAUGCAUGCAUGAGAUCAUAAUACACACAUGACAGAGAGAGAGAGAGAACACAUCUGAUAGAACAUAUUCUUUGCAUGUGUGAGGCCUUAGAUAUGAUCCCUAGCACUAAAAGGAAAAUAAAAGAACAUGUUCUCAUUUAUCCAGGAAACACUGCUUCAGGAAUGCCACGUACAGCACUAUGCACACAACAUGCAGUCUUUGGCUUCACAGGCUUUAGUCUUGUGAGGGCAACAAAAAAGGAGAUAAACACAGAGCUGUGCUAAGAUGCAGAUGCUCUACCAUCUUACCAUCUCAACCUCAUCCAUGCUCUAGGGACAUGGGUGAAGUUGGGUAUCUUUUUUUUUUUUUUAUUUCUUUAUUGGGGGAUUGAUGUUUCACAGUUGACAGUAAAUACAAUAGUUUGUACAUGCAUAACAUUCCCCAGUUUUCCAUAUAACAAUACAACCCCCACUAGGUCUUCUGUCAUCCUUCUUUGACCUGUAUUCUCUCCACCCACCCACCCACCCCAGAGUCUUUUACUUUGGUGCAAUAUGCCAAUUCCAGUUGAGGUUCUACUUGUGUUUUCUCUUCUGAUCUUGUUUUUCAACUUCUGCCUGAGAGUGAGAU
This is a messenger RNA of Erinaceus europaeus (western European hedgehog), 4118 nucleotides long. Its product is annotated as large ribosomal subunit protein uL15-like. Bases 1 to 588 code for a protein of 195 amino acids. Gene Ontology annotation, cellular component: cytosolic large ribosomal subunit; ribosome. The record is from RefSeq and is a predicted model, not a curated record. Gene Ontology annotation, biological process: translation. NCBI's taxonomy places the organism in Eukaryota, Metazoa, Chordata, Mammalia, Eulipotyphla, Erinaceidae. Gene Ontology annotation, molecular function: structural constituent of ribosome. The transcript has 2 exons.